GGAGCGAAGCAGAGCUCGUUCGUUCCAGGCCUCGUCGAGAGAAAGAGAUUCUUCUCGUGUCUCCCCAUCAGUUUGACUCCGAUCGAGGUGGGGAUACCACGCGACCGACGACGCACACGCGUGUGUGCAGCGCAUCGCAUCGCCAUUGUUCGCUCGAGGGUAUUAUGUCAGGCAUCGCAGACGAGGUUGCGCGUGUCGAGGAGAUGAGACUCGGUCGAGCGAAUCGCCCGUUACAUUGCUAGAAUACGUUGUUCGUUGUUGAGCGACGAGAGGAAGACGGGAACGGAGACGAUGCCCGGCGACAACGUGCCUGGCUCGACGUCGACGAGAUGAUCCUCUAUUUCGGAGGCAAAACACGAGCGGAAUUUUCCUCGGAGCAAUAGACGACGCCUAACUUUCGGCGCGCGCGAAACUUCAACGUGCAAGAUGUCUUGGCUCGGUUGGUCGGCGGACAUCAAGAAGAGGGCCUGCAAAUACCUGCUGCAACGUUACCUCGGUCAUUUCCUUCACGAUCUGUCGCUCGAUCAACUGACCGUCGAUCUUUACAAUGGCAAGGGUCAGGUCGACAAUGUCUAUCUCAAUGUGCAGGGCCUCAACGAAAUGGGAGAGCAACAACAUGUUCCACUGGAAUUCGUUGAUGGUUUUAUAUUGGAAAUAUCUCUUAGUAUACCAUGGUCGGCGUUACUUAGCCAAGCGAGUUAUAUGGAAGUAAAAGGUCUCAGAUUUACGGUGCAACCGCGACAAAGAGUUGAGACCGGGACAUCAAUGUUUGAAUCCAUGUGGAGCUCCAUGACGUCCAGUAUGCAACUAGCACAGGAAUGUUUGCAGCAAGAGGCAACCAAUGCAGGAAAUGCUCAGCCUUUAGAAGCAGUAGAAUUGUUUGCGCAGACUAUAGAUUCAAUUUUAUCCAGGGUUAAAGUGAGAUUCAUCGAUACUGUGAUACGUUUGGAACACGUACCUUUGAAUUCUUCCACGGGAGUGGCGGUUGAAAUGUGGAUACAGAAUCUUGAAUAUUCAGAUGAAGCUGGAUUAGAUCCUAGUAGUACAUCUCUGGAUCUCGAUGAAUCUGCAAAGGGUUACGUCAUUUCGGCAUUCUCCACCAAGCGAUUCUACAUGGAAGGAGUGACUUUCCAUACUGACGAGUUUCCUUCUCAUGCGAGAACGUUUUCUAGAAGCCUAGUGGCAAGUACGUGCUCUACUCCCGAUUCUAAAAAUUCGGACAGUUUGUUUAUCUCCGCACAAAUGUCUCCUACUCAGAGCAUGCUGCACACUCCUCCAGAAGGAAAUGCUGUUAACAACUCGAAUGAAUUAAAUCCCAUUAUGUUUGCUAAGCUAGCGGGUAGACAAGAAAUAAGAUUAAAAAUGAAACAAGGGGAAGGAAUAUCGGGACCAAAAGUGGAACUAGAAAUUAUUCUGGGAUCACUUACCUUGUUCUUGAGUCCCAGGCAGUUGCACGUUUUGUUAGAAUUAGCGCAUGGCCUAGCAUCGCCGAAUCUAGAAGACAUGAGUAAUGUCGUUCCAAGAAGAUAUGCGGAGAAACCUAUGGCUAGCAGUGAUUUCACUCGCAUAGAACGUGAGCUUAUUCAUCAGACGUAUCCUAUGCAAGACUUCAAGACUACGGACUUACGAUAUGCUCAAGGAUGGUCUACAGGAUCCGUGGACGAGUCCGAUAACGAAGAUGAAUUUUUACCGAUGAAAUUGCCGGGUUCUACAUCGAUGUGUGAUUCGAUUGUCAGUAAUAGUUUCAGUAUGGAGGGCAGCAUAUCGACUAGUAGUAUCAGUUCGAAAAGCUCUGCGACAAACCUGCCAACGAGACAUAAUAGACAGAGACACAAUAUAGACAACGACACUUCCGCGGAGACUACUCAAUUCCAUAUAAGGGUGUCUUCUGUCGCUCUAGUUUUGUUGCACGAAGAUAUACUGACGCCGUGCGUGGAACAACUCGGUCUAACUUCUAGUAGCAUAAAACAAAUGAAGAGUGCCGCGAAGGAAUUUUUCAGACAAUUGGGAACAUUUGCAGUAGGCGGCUUUGGAAGUAAGGAUUUCGAUACAGCGUCAAAAUCUCUCACAGAUGCUUGUCGAUUAAGUCAUAUCAGAUUACUGGCUGCACCGCUAGUGGUUGAAGGCAGUGAAAAAACUACUAGUCAGUACUCUGCGAUAUCGGGAAGCUUGACUCUAGCUAGUCUGGAAAUUGUAGAGUGUUUGGUUGAUUCCAACAAUCCCAACUCGUACAGAGCAUCAACAGAGUUUGUCGAGUUAUUAGCGUUUACGAAGGAAAACGCGACUAAUAUUGGAUUUUCCAAUAAAAUCGAUUUUAAGAUGCGAUUUAAAUAUACGCAAAAGGCUGUCCGACAUGCUCAUAUGACAAAAUUUGCACAUCCACGCACAGAAAUCGAUAUUCAAAUGGAACCUUGCAGAGGCGAAGUAGACAUUACUAUUGUAGAUAGAAUAUCCGCUAUACUUAAUCCGCAGCCAAUAUGUACUUGCAAUCCUGUAAUAAAUACUAGGGAUGCUAAUCAGCAGACAUUAUUUGAUCAAGCUGUGGAUAGUGCAACACUGCCAGAUUCCAGAGUGGAUAUAAAAAUUUCUUCAUCGUCAUGUAUGAUAAAGCUGAGAUUUCCCGUCCCAGACUUGAGGCCAUUGCACGAUAUGAGUCGUGCACCAUGGUGGAAGAGAUCCGUGAGACCCGAUUACAUGAUAAUGCAAAUGACAGACGCUCAAGUUCAUUCCACUAUGGAUAGCCGAUCUCACUAUCUAGCCAGGCAUGAGUUGCAAUGUCGCCGGUUAAUGUUGUUGUAUAUUGAAACUGAGGGCGACACGCCGAUUGAGAUCGGUUUAGCCACGGCUGAUGAAAAGAACGAUGCUGCAUCAUGUCAGCAGGUCAGCGAUGGCCUUGGUUGGGCGAGAGUAGUGAUCAUUUUGUAUCCAGAACGUCUUGGUGCUCCAUUAGAAGAUAGUUCCGAGGAAGAACUCGAGAACGAUAAAAGAAUUUUAGACGAUACUUUGGAAAAAACCCCGAAACAUGCGCCUUCCCCGUUUACUUCUAGACGAAUCAUGCGCGAAUCUGAUACGCUUCACUCGAGAUCUCAUGAACAUGGUGGUGAAAAGAAUGAGCAAGGCGACGGUGAGGAAUUAAUUAUACCUGGCAGUCGACAAGAGAUGUUGGAAUUUAUAGAAGAAGGUAUACAUGGCUCUAGAUUGCAGUUGGAGAUCAAUCUACCUUGCGCUUCCGUCCAAAUACCGUCUAAACGCAUUUAUGAACAACUCUAUAAUCGAUUCAAUACCGAUCUAUUCCUAUGGGAGCCGUCAGCGCCCAGACCCAAAUAUACCACUCACAUGGAAAGUCAUAUCAGCCUCGACUUGGCAUCGACUCUAUUACAGGAAUCUGCUUAUCCUAGAUUCAGCAUGUGCAAAAGCGGGAUCCAAUAUAAUUCCGAUUCCGACUCGGAUGAGGAAGGUAUUUUCCAUUCUGCGACGAACGAGAAAAAUCGCAAGGAUCAUCAGCAGACACGAAUGUCGAAGAAAGCUCAAAGCAAACUCGCAAUGACUCUGAGCAUCAAUCAGGGUCUGCUAUCUAUGUACACUCCCGUACGCGAUUCCAUGCGUAAUGUUAUACCCGGACAACAAGGAGAGCUCAUUGUUCGCUUGGAGGAUGCCACAAUAUUCUCCGUAACGGCGUACAAGGGAAAUGUGAAUCUGAGCUACGCUUGUGCCAUGAUGAAGAACAUAUCGCUCGAUCAUUGCGGUUUGACGACGAGCCCGUCGCAGACACCACCGUUGAGAUGUAUCAAUAGCGUUACCCCGCGACAUUGCGAGAGGACAAUAUAUCGCAGCGGACCUGGCAGUAGCAUGGCAGCGAAUUCCAACGACAAGGAUAUGAUGACAAUCGCGGUGAGGAUACAAGCAGCUCAUCAAACGCACCGUAUAAAGACGUUUCGUGUCGCGAUAAGUAUCAGCAAUGCCACAUUGAGACAUCGAAUGUGCAGCAACGCCACUACGUGGUUCACAGAGUUCUUAGACUGUUUAGAUGUGGCGGAUCAUCCGGUCGCGGGUUACACACCGCCGGGUGUUUUAACCGAGCUGCAUUUGCAUCUUUGGGAUUGCGCGAUCGACUACAGGCCACUUCAUCUACCGUUGAGAUCUAUCGUGACUCUCGGCAAUUUCAGCGUAUCGAGCAAUAUCACAGCGCAGACUAACACAUCGACAUUGCGCUUCAUCGCGGAAGACGUCGCGCUCUUUAUAUCGGACAGAUUAAUGCGCGAAAAAUCAGUGGAUAUCAGGCGAGAUUACGUGUGCGUGAUGAAUUUUGGUCUGUUUGAAUUGUCGCUGCGCCUGAACGAGAGGAUGUAUGGUGGCGCGCCGCGAGUUGAUCUCCGGGCGAGCAACAAUGUGUUACAUAUACGUACGUGCUCGGAUUCUGGUCGCGCUCUCAUGCAAUUGCUCACGUAUGUUGCCAAUGAUGGCGAUCUGCUGCAGCAGCAGCAACAGCAGCAGCAGCAGCAGCAGCCGAGCAACAGCACGACUAGCCGCGGCAGCACCGAGAACAUACCUACAACUGUGCCACCGGCAUCCACGACGGGCGAGGAAAAUCUUUUAGGUGUCGAAAGUAUCAACACUCUAAGCAGGAGUCAGGUUGAGCGUGUCUAUAGUCUGAUGGAGGACGCGUUGGAAGAGACUGUGAAGGGAACGACGAUAACGACUCAAAACGGGACUGAAAACGGGAAGACACCGAUGACGGAGAAUCGAGUUGAAUUCUUUUUCCCCGAUGAGUCGUGCGCUUUGCAUGCUAUAGAAACACGAACAAAGGUUUCGCAAGAAUGUGGUAAAACAAUCGUGUGCGGCGUAAACGACGAGGACGACGAUGACGACGAAUUUUGUAUCUUAGGAGAAGAGGCCGGUGCAGGAAUAAUACCGCGCUACGGAGUACCUGAGGUUCGGUCGUUGUGCCAAGAACCAUUGAGGAUAGUGGAUAAUCAUUUUUCCGUGCCGGUCGGAAAAACCGAUCUGUUACAAACUCCGCCAAAUUAUCCUGCACCAGUCCUGAAGUAUACUCUCUGCGAGAUGACUCUGAUAUGGCACAUGUACGGCGGUAAUGAUUUUGAUAGCUCCCAACCACAGUGCUCCGCGAAACACGUGACCAUCAACGACAACGUUCGCAAUAAUAUCGUGCAUGGAAGGAGUAGAUCCGCUAUAGGUGCAGUAGGCUUCAACAAAUCUAGUCCGAAUGAAAUACACUUUGGCAGCGUGCCGAAUUCGCCGCGCACAACGAGAAGCAACGAAUCAUUGGUUGAUUGGCAUACGCUAGGUGGGUCGGGUCGACGGCACGACGUGCUGAUGGAAUUGCAAUUGAGCAAGGUUCGCUUCCAACACGAGGUUUAUCCUGAGAAUACCCGGGAAGCAUCCAGACAGGUGCUAUUGGUGCACGAGAUCGAAGUAAGGGAUAGACUGGCGUCAUCGCAUAUAAACAAAUUCCUUUAUCAGUACAGCAGCGAAGCGAGACCCAGGCAAUCUCACUCCAUUAUGUUUACAAUGAAGGCAGUUCACGUAAGGCCGGAUCCCAGAUUAAGUGCCCAAGAAUGUUGUUUGAAACUUAGUCUACUGCCACUGCGACUGAACAUAGACCAAGAUAGCCUACUGUUCUUAAUACAAUUUUUUAACGAACUAGGCGGUGGAUCGAAGCGAAGCCAAGAAAACUCUAGUACACCCAAUAGCUCGCAAUCCACCCCGGUAUCGAAACAAGGAACACCUACACAUCAUCCGCCCAUUAUGAGCGUGAAUGAUGAUGCAUUGAAGAAUGACACGAUGAUGAAUAUGUCGCAGAAUAAUAUCAUUGAUCAGAAUCUGUUGAUACUUUUGGAAGACGAGCUGACAUUCAGGGACAAUAAAACUAAAACAAAGGCUGUCCAUCAAGUCCACGACGAUAGUCAGCCGAUAUAUUUUAGAAGCGUGGUAUUCGGUCCGGAAGUUCUUAUCAGAUUGGAUUACCAUGGGAAACGUAUGGAUUUCACUCAUGGACCGUUGGCAGGUUUGCUAAUGGGUUUAGCAGAACUGAAUUGCUCUGAAUUAAGACUGAAAAGACUGUCGUACAGGCACGGAUUACUAGGAUAUGAUAAGCUUCUCACGUAUCUAGCUUCAGAAUGGUUGCAAGACAUCAAAAAGAAUCAACUUCCGAGUUUACUUGGCGGUGUAGGCCCGAUGCAUUCUGUGGUACAAUUGUUUCAAGGCAUACGUGAUCUAUUUUGGUUACCAAUCGAACAAUAUCAGAGAGAUGGAAGAAUUGUCCGUGGUUUACAGCGCGGGGCGAAUAGCUUUACAACGUGUACCGCGAUGGCUGCAUUAGAAUUGACAUGCAGAAUCGUGCAAGCGUUACAGACCACAGCUGAAACCGCAUAUGAUAUAGUUAGUCCCGGUCCCAGCGUGAGGUGCAAAAAUAAGGGGCAAAAGGGUCGUCGAAAGAGAUACAGUCAGCCACUUGACAUUCGAGAGGGAGUAGCUAACGCUUACACAUUGGUAAAAGAGGGUCUAGGCGAGACUGCGACUCAGUUGGUUCGGGUGGCGAGUGAGGAACACGAGCACAAGGGCACGGUCGGUGCGGUUGGUGGUGUACUGCGACAAAUUCCGCCGACGGUCGUAAAACCGAUCAUCCUGGCCACAGAGGCGACCAGCAACGUGUUGGGUGGCAUGCGAUCGUCGUUGGUGCCCGAUGCGCGCCGAGAGGCGGUACAGAAGUGGCGACAAAAUUCCGAUGCCAGUUAAUCCCGGGUUAUAAGAGGAAGACGGCUAAAUCGGAUCUCGUCAGUCAAUUUCGCUCAAAUAACGCUUUUUCUCGAUUGCGGCUCUUUUCUCAGGCGGGCCGAUUUACUUUUUAUUAUAACAUAUUCAUGACAUGUAUAACAAAAGAGAAUACUAGAUAAGAGUGCCAUACGUUUUUGCGUUGCGUCUGGCGACAUUGUGAUUAUAGCGACUUUAUUCUCGCUUGAUCUAUUUUGGGCCUCGAUGGAUCGACAUGCGAGGAAACAAUAGACCUAAAAUGUAAUUCAUUGAUGAAAGAGAUAGGAAAGAUGGGAGGAGUCGCCCCAUUGGGUCCUAACUACGUGUGCUAUACAAUGUUAACGUAGUGAUACCGGUUUAAUUGAUUUUCUUGUACAUUACAGAAAAAGAGGUGCAGUACACUUGGAAAAAGUUACAUCACUUAACUUGAAAUUGUCGCUAAUUUAUUACAAAAUGUACAUACAAAAAGAUGAAAAAAAAAGAAGAUGCGACUUGUUAUACUUAUAGAAUGUGAAAAUAGUUACGUUCUAUGAAGGAAUAUGUUACAGCGCUAUAUUCCUUCUACAUAUAUUUUUUGUUUUGAUCAUGUGAAUGUUUUAUACCAAUGAUAUAUGUAUCGGAGGAGAUUUUUAUUAAUAAAA
Messenger RNA from Camponotus floridanus (Florida carpenter ant), 7412 nucleotides. It is a transcript of the gene Atg2, whose product is annotated as autophagy-related protein 2 homolog B. Gene Ontology annotation, cellular component: phagophore assembly site; extrinsic component of membrane. The record is from RefSeq and is a predicted model, not a curated record. The coding region runs from base 427 to 6756 and encodes 2109 amino acids. Gene Ontology annotation, biological process: autophagosome assembly; autophagy of mitochondrion; reticulophagy. NCBI's taxonomy places the organism in Eukaryota, Metazoa, Arthropoda, Insecta, Hymenoptera, Formicidae. The transcript has 16 exons. Gene Ontology annotation, molecular function: phosphatidylinositol-3-phosphate binding.